This is a messenger RNA of Drepanopeziza brunnea f. sp. 'multigermtubi' MB_m1, 375 nucleotides long. RefSeq lists its product as uncharacterized. Gene Ontology annotation, biological process: protein import into nucleus. Gene Ontology annotation, molecular function: nuclear import signal receptor activity. Gene Ontology annotation, cellular component: nuclear pore central transport channel. Lineage: Eukaryota; Fungi; Ascomycota; Leotiomycetes; Helotiales; Drepanopezizaceae. The record is from RefSeq and is a predicted model, not a curated record.
AUGGCAGACUUCGAGAGUAUCGCAAAGCAGUUCACUGAGUACUACUACAACCAGUUCGAUCAGGAUAGAAAGCAGUUGGCUCCUCUCUACCGAGACAACUCCAUGUUGACCUUCGAGUCAUCCUCCAUCGCUGGAGUUGGCGGGAUCGUUGACAAACUUUCAUCCCUCCCUUUUGUGAAAGUUAAGCACGCCGUCUCCACCCUCGAUGCGCAACCUUCGGGGGACCAUGGUGGAAUUCUGAUUCUCGUUACCGGUGCCCUCUUGGUUGAUGAAGAGCAGAGGCCGAUGAACUACAGCCAGGCUUUCCAGCUUAUGCCCGAUGGUCAAGGCAGCUACUUCAUCUUUAAUGAUGUCUUCAAGCUGGUGUUCGGAUGA